Molecule: messenger RNA, 6674 nt
Organism: Petromyzon marinus (sea lamprey)
Lineage: Eukaryota; Metazoa; Chordata; Hyperoartia; Petromyzontiformes; Petromyzontidae
Biological process (GO): intracellular monoatomic cation homeostasis; zinc ion import across plasma membrane
Cellular component (GO): plasma membrane
Molecular function (GO): zinc ion transmembrane transporter activity; monoatomic cation:bicarbonate symporter activity
Source: RefSeq, a predicted model, not a curated record
AUAGCGAUGGGUGGUGGUAUUGAGUUGUUGAUGGUGUGAUAAUUGAUGAGUAUCUCAAUUGUGGCAAAACCCUCGGGCUCCAAUAGUGCUCGGUAAUGGUGAGUGUUCAUCCGUGAAUGCUGGUGGCGAUGAGUAGUUAUCGAGAUGAAUGGCUUGGGCAUGAGAUGCGAGGUUGAUGGCCGUAAUGGUGCAGUUAUGCGGCGGUGAGACAUGGUAAGUCACAAGGUUAGCAAUGCUUUGUGGCGAGUGCUCAGGAAUGAUGGGUGAUUAGGACUCCGACCUUUGCCAUGAGAUCAUACUGACAUGGUCUUUUCAGCUUUUAUGGUUGGUUACUCACUGGUAAGUUUCUGCAACAAAGGGUUUGCAGAAAUCGGCGAAUGGGGAUAUUUAUCAACAUGUAUUAUUAAUUUAACCACGUUAUUUCAUGUCCUUUGUGAAAUUACACUUACAACUUGAAAUGCACGAAUUUACGCAUGAGUGUUGAGAAGUUCCCGACGACUCACUCCGGAAGCUGAGGUAAGUUAAGGGCUUUCGCCUUAGGUUUCUUACAGAUCUUAACAGCACACAGGGGUGAACAACUUCCCAGGGGUUAUGGGUUCCGGGCUGGGUCCCGACACAGCCGGCUGCCUUGUGCGGUCUCCUCUGCGCCGGCCGUGGGAUCGGCCAACACGGCCGACCGAGGAGCACAGCCACGUCCAGCCUGGCACUGUGCCCUCUCCCCUAUCCCUACCCUCUUGCCCCUGGCUUCCCACGUUCCAGCCUUCUCCGACCCUACUCUCCAGCUACGACCCCGCUGACGUCACGGGGUCCCCCCUUAAUCCUUGAGCCGUGACGUCAUUCUGCUGCCCCGAGCUCAUGACGUCACGUCUUGCGACGUCAUCGCACUGGACAGCGCACGUGACGCCACUUACUCAUUCUACAAUAGCAAGCAAUACGUAGAAAAAGUAAUGACGUAAUUUUCUCCAAAUUGAAAACCCAACCGAAACAAUGUUCAAUUAUUGGGACCACUCGAGUAGCAAUCUAAAGGACUAUUCAUGAGCAACACUAGAUUGUAAACGGGUGCCAAAAGUCUUAGCACAGCCAUUUACAACCAGCGUAGAGUUCAAAGCUUUUGUGGCGUCGUAUGGUUAGCUGUAAGAGCUGUAAAUCUAGAAUUAGCUGUAAGUGCCUUAUAAUGUAGGCUUCCUGCUAAAGUACAAAUUACAGAAGAUCAGCAAAACCAUUAACUUACAGGGACUGGUUUAAUCUCCCUCUCACCCUUAGUGGCAAAUAAGCUUUGCCCUAGAAACAAUCGUCAGUGAUAUUGUCACGUCUGCAUCACCGUUCGGGUAAGAAAAGAAGUGAAGUUAUAUCUACACAGCAAAUUCGUGCCUAGAGCAGUACUUUGAUUUACACCUAGAGGCUGUUAUGAAUUGGCCUUUAAACACAUUACAAGGUUGAAAAUCUUAAUGCAUUAUCUCUGUACCUAACAGGGUCAAUGGAACGACUACAGAUACAAUUAUUCUGGAAAGGGUGACAAGCCCUGCAUAUAUCCAUUACUAUCUUAAGUUUGGCCUCGCAUCAAGUGAUGAGAGGCAGCAAGGGGCACACCAAAUUCUGCUUCGUCUGCCUCCUGACGACCCUGCUCUUCCACGGCCACUGCUGCAAUGAGGACCACGGCCACUCUCAUGAUCACCAUGGCGUGAGCCCCGACUCGGCCCAGCAAUACGAGGACGACAACGGGCACGGGCACGCCUUACACACGCGUGAUGACCCACGGGAUGCCAACCCCCCUGACGCGCAGCCAGCCAGCGACGGGGGGGACGGCAAUCGCGGCGACCCCCACCACGACUACCAGAUCAGCGAGGAACCCUACCCGAGCGGGAACACGAGGCAGAAGCCGUCUGUGAACCCAGUAGCAGCGGCGAAGCAAAAGUAUUAUUUGCAGCUUCUGUUCUUGCGGUACGGCUCCGACAAGGGGCUUACUUUCCAGGGACUGGAGAAGCUUCUGGUUAGCCUAGGACUGGGGGUUGUGCGUUUUCCUGAAGCAGGCUUCAGAGCUGCACACACCAGCAGUCACUCCAACUCGCAUGACGGAGGCCAUGCACAUGUUCAUGCUCGUGGAAAACAGGAAGAGCAGGGCGAUCAUGGUCAUGGCAAAGGUCAUGGCCAAGAGCACACGAGCAGUAAUGUGCACGAGCAGCAGAAUGAAAAUGAUCAAGCUGUCGCGUAUAAACACACACAUGAAGAAGUACAUGCUCUUGAACAAGACCCAACACCUGAACACAAACGCCCACAGGAUCAUAACCAUGGAGUCGGCCAUGACCACAUUCAUGAGCAGAACCAUGAUCACACACACGAUCAUGACGUUGCCCACAAUCACGAUAAAAGCAGGCAUGGUCACAACCAGGCUACGGGAAAUAACUCUGUUCCUGAACACUCCAUUGGCAGUACAAAGACUCCUAUCACACAGCACUUGCACGUGCAUGUCCACGCACGUGUAGAAAAUGACGGACUGACGGAGAGUCGGUAUGUUCAUGCACGCACAGAUGCCAGCCCUCUAAAUGGCACCAGUAGUCAACCAAGUAGCAGAGGGGGGGGACAGUCUCACAUGGUAAGCAGACAGUUCGUUCCACACAAGCCCACAUCCAGUAAUGGCACAGAAAUGCUUGUCAGUCAAACAGAGAUUCCACGUGCCGCACAGCGUCUCAUGCAAAAAUCCCCAAAACCAUCUCGGAGGAGAAUAAAGCAACACAUUGGGAAGAGUCAAACAAGCACUGCAGGAACUGCUGCAGCUGCGACCCAGGAGUCUCCAUCAAGCACAAAGCAGAUUGAGCAAUGGUUAGAAAGGGUACAGAGACACUUGGGGCGUGAUGCUGAUAAUCACCACGACAUCGGGGAUCACAAUGCACUGGAGCUGCACGCAAUGGCUGAAAAAGGGCAUGUGCAUGAUGAGUGCCUGAACGCGAGUCAACUUUUCCAAAACUUUGGCUUGGAUGUAGAUAGUGCUGUGAUCAACACUGAACUGUUCUCCUACCUGUGUCCAGCCAUACUCUACCAAAUUGACAGUCAGGCCUGUCUCAAACACCCAGAGCCUCCCAACAAAAUUGAUUUGCCACUAAGCACUGACUCCAACAUGCCAGAUGCGUCUGCCUGGGGCUGGGGCUUCCUUUCCAUCACCAUCAUUUCCAUGCUAUCUCUGCUGGGCGUGGCCAUUGUGCCGAUGAUGAACCAGGUGUUUUUCAAGUACCUGCUGACCUUUUUGGUUGCUCUGGCUGUGGGCACGCUGAGCGGUGAUGCCUUGCUGCACCUUCUGCCCCACUCGCAAAACUCGCAUUCACAUAAUGGACAUGAUGACCACGACCACAUCCUGGACAGUGACGAGCAUCUGGACGGAAUCUGGAAGGGCCUCACUGGCCUAGGUGGUAUUUACCUCAUGUUUAUUGUGGAACACUUGCUGGCACUUUUCAAGCACUACAAACCAGAUAAGAACAAAAAAAAGAAGAAAGGGCGCAAGGUUAAAGAUGCAGAGAAGUGUGUUGGAAGGAAAUUGUCCAACCACAACCUGUCUGGCAAUACAGAACUUGAGCUGAUCUCUGUGAAGCAACACAAUAACCACCACCACCACUACUCUUGCGACGUGAAUGGUGCAGCAACACAUGCAUCCAAGUCACACGAGGACCAUCAUAACCAUUCCGUGCCUCCGGAAGAGGAGGCCAUGAUCUGCCAUGGGUCACACGAUGAUGAAGACGAUCACUAUCAUGAUGAGCAACCGCAGAAGCAGCCAGUGGGAGCUCAAGCAGAUGGAAAACAGGUUGGUGGUUACGACAUGUCCGACGGAGAGGCGGCUACGCCUACCAUGACGACCUCGGCCUCGGGGGUGUCGGACAAGUCGAGCAACCACCACCACCAUCACCACCACCACCUGCACCAUCACCAUUCGCAUGGGCACUGCACGGGAGAGGAGGAGGCGGUGGAGGACGUGCGCGAUGCCGGGGUAUCCAGCAUCGCGUGGAUGGUCAUCCUUGGCGACGGCGUGCACAACUUCAGUGACGGCCUGGCCAUCGGGGCUGCAUUCAGCGAUAGUACCAGUGUUGGACUCAGCACCUCAAUCGCUGUCUUCUGUCAUGAGCUGCCUCAUGAGCUUGGUGACUUUGCAGUCCUGCUUAAAGCAGGCAUGUCAGUGAAGCAGGCUAUUGUGUACAAUCUGCUGUCAGCAUUGCUGGGCUACCUGGGCUUGGUCAUUGGCACGGCGGUGGGGCAGUACACACACAGCGUCACCACCUGGAUCUUUGCUGCUACGGCUGGGAUCUUUCUCUACGUGGCUCUUGUGGACAUGCUUCCUGAGAUGCUGCACUGUGAGGUUGACAGCCACAGCUAUGGAAGACUCGGCUGCUUCCUGCUGCAAAACCUGGGGCUGCUGAUGGGUUUUGGCAUUAUGCUGGUUAUCGCACGGUAUGAAGAGCACAUCAAGAUAGACUUAGGCCCCUGAGCAACAGCAAGUACCCCUGUGGCCGCCCUGCCCUUCGUUCGGGCCACUGGUCCUCUCCUGCAAGCUCUAAUUUCCAGAUGCCACCGUGUUGCUGUAUUAUUGGUGUUGGUCUCUCUGCCCAGUGGCCAGAAAUUGUAGUUUAUUUUGCUCCCCCUAUAUAAAAUAUACGAUGUGGUCUUUGGCAUAUUCACCUGAUAUUCAUUACAGAAAUCUGUAUUGUGAUCUGGAAUCUUAACCAUGACAAUGUUACAUCAAAUCGGCUUGAUUGUUUGAUCCAGUAUAAAACAUUAUUAAGAAGAGCCAUUCUUUAUAUUUAAGUCACGGUAUGCUUACUUAGAAAAAAACAAUCUGGCUGCCAGCUGUUGAAAAAAUGUGAUUGGUUGGCUUGAACCAAUGUGAUAAAUUACCUGUGCCAUCCAUUUUCUGUGGAACUUUUACUACUUAAAACAAUAUAAAUAAAUGUCUUAAGUUUUAGAUGUGUUUGUUCCCCUAAUUGGGUGAUCAGAGGCACAUGCUAACUUAUAUUAGGCUUGCACUCCAUAUUUAUUGGCAUCAACACACUGAAAAAAUAUAUUGAUUUAAAGUAUUGAUAGGAGGCUUGGUUUAAUUUUUAACAUCAAUGAACUAGCGUUAGUGGAGAUAAGGCCGACUAUUUGUAUCGUGAAUAUCAUUACAUUCACUGUGGAAAACUGUUUUAUCACACUGGUUCCCUCUGCUAUAUAUCUAGGAGUUGUGUACUGUUUCACUGACGGUUCUGAGCUAUCAUUCAGAGCAUUGAGUGAUUGAUUGUGAUAAAAUUAAGAUUUGCUAAUUUGUAUAUGUCAGCAUAAUUUAAAGCAUGCUGGGCAAGACUGGUAACCUUCACAAGUUGCACUUAUUUUUCUUGAAGUCAACAUCAUUCAAAAUAUAACUUGUAUGCAGCAUACCGUGGCUUAUUUUUGUAUACUGCUUGCCAGUAUAUACGAGUCAGCACUUAACUGUUUUACCCGUUUUAAUAGUGUGCCAUAGACCGUAAUACCGUAAGUUUGUUGAUCCAUCACAUUAAUUGUUGAGAUGAAGGUGGGGAAUAGCGUUGAAUACUUGAAGGCUGGGAUGAUAGAAUAUUUUGUAAUCCACAGGGCUCCAUGGGAGAAGUUGGACAUUAUUGAGUGCAGGUUUUUCAAAAACAAUAUAAAAUUUGACCCCAAUACCUGGUCAAUAUCAUUUUUGAAAUGCAUGCGAGUAUGCAUCUACCCAAGUUGAUCAGCUCGUUCCUAGAGAUGAAUGGUAGCACAUUCUGCAGGUUGAAAAUUGAGGUGCCUCUUGCUUACUGUGGUGUCCUGAUUACGAAUGGAUGGUUCCUGCCACCUGCACAGCUGUCGAAACUGCAGGAAAACUGGAUAUUAUUACUGUUUUAUUUGUUAUUUUAUGUUCCUUUUGUUACAUAAAAAUGUGGAAGUGAUUAGUGGCAGCUGUUAACAGUAAAACUAUUGUAACCGUCUUGUCUGAUUUACAUGUUAGCAAAUGCUUUAGGGAGUAGUAUGAUGUUCAAAUGUAAUAGUUACGUACUGUUAGAGGAUGGCGUAAAUCACUUCAGCUAAAAGCUCUGUGGUUUUAGAGGUAGCGGUAGUGUUUUCUUAAACAAAACAAAAAUGACGUGUGGUGUUUUGCAUGGCUUGUGUGUGUCCUGCAGCCUUGUUUAAUGUUGCUUUUCUGUCCAGAGUAAAACAUUCCAUGGCAGCUGUACACUGUCUCGCAGUGGCCAAUGUCACCGACACCCCUGCCCUGAUGCAGUGUUAACUCGUGGAACACCAACUAUCUGUCAAUCCACCAUACUCAUUGUCACUGCUAAAAAAACCAAAAUCUGUCAUUUCUUAGCGAUAUCCCACAAGUGAGUUUUGAAACUUCGUCAGCAUUUUAGUUCAAGAACGGUGGCUAUUAAGGAAAUUUGCUUAGCAUUGGAUGCAAGUCAAGAACAAUACAAGUUAUCAUUUCAGCAGAGGUAGCUUCGUUUACAUAGGUAAGGCAACUGUAUAGGUACGUAUAUUGGUUAUAUUUUUGUACUCUGGGUUUGGCCAAAUAUGACUGGUUACACAAUUAUUUGUAUUUAUUUAACAUCUUUUGCAUUGAAAAAUGUUUUGUAAGUUUUUUCCUUGAUGCCAGAAAUAUCACUAGGUUUUGUUAGAUUAAAUUGUGGAAUAAAUCAUUCACUUUCACUUCAUAA